Messenger RNA from Vitis riparia (riverbank grape), 1661 nucleotides. RefSeq names its product probable prolyl 4-hydroxylase 10. Gene Ontology annotation, molecular function: L-ascorbic acid binding; iron ion binding; procollagen-proline 4-dioxygenase activity. Bases 188 to 1054 code for a protein of 288 amino acids. NCBI's taxonomy places the organism in Eukaryota, Viridiplantae, Streptophyta, Magnoliopsida, Vitales, Vitaceae. The record is from RefSeq and is a predicted model, not a curated record. Gene Ontology annotation, biological process: peptidyl-proline hydroxylation to 4-hydroxy-L-proline. Gene Ontology annotation, cellular component: endoplasmic reticulum. The transcript has 8 exons.
GAGAGAGAGAGAGAGAGAGAGAGAGAGAGAGAGAGAGAGUCUGAGAGGGAAAACAGUAAAAGCGCGUUCUGCUUCUUUCUAUUUCCCAUCGCUUCUGAUCUUCUUCUCUUCUUCUCUUCUUCACCAUUAAAAAUUGUGUUUUCAGAUCCAGCUCUAGGGUUUUCAAUCCCUCGUCCCUCUUUUGACAAUGGCGAAAGCCAGGUACCCGCGUUUUCCACCUCGGAAAUCGUCGUCUUCCACGGUUGUUCUUUCCAUGCUUCUCAUGUUCUCCUUCGUCGUUCUCGUUCUUCUUGCUCUCGGGCUCCUCUCGAUUCCGAGCCACUCCGGCGAUUCACCACGAGCCAAUGAUCUCAGUACCAUUGUUCACAGGACAGUGGAGAGAAGUGAUGGAAAUGAUGGGAAAGGGGAGCCAUGGAGUGAAGUGAUCUCAUGGGAACCCAGAGCUUUUGUUUAUCAUAAUUUCUUGUCCAAGGAUGAAUGCGAGUACCUAAUCAAACUUGCUAAGCCUCAUAUGCAAAAGUCAACUGUAGUUGAUAGCUCAACAGGCAAGAGUAAAGAUAGCAGGGUCCGCACAAGCUCUGGAACAUUUUUGACUAGAGGUCAGGACAAAAUUAUUAGAGGCAUUGAGAAAAGGCUUUCUGAUUUCACCUUCCUGCCCGUAGAGCAUGGUGAAGGACUUCAAAUUCUCCACUAUGAAGUUGGACAAAAAUAUGAGCCUCACUAUGACUACUUCCUUGACGAUUAUAACACUAAGAAUGGAGGACAGCGUAUGGCUACAGUUCUUAUGUACCUCUCUGAUGUUGAAGAAGGGGGUGAAACAGUAUUCCCUGCUGCCAAAGGGAACUUCAGUUCAGUGCCUUGGUGGAAUGAGUUAUCUGAAUGUGGAAAAGAGGGACUUUCUGUUAAACCAAAGAUGGGUGAUGCAUUGCUUUUCUGGAGCAUGAAGCCUGAUGCUUCUCUUGAUCCCUCAAGUUUGCAUGGUGGUUGCCCUGUGAUUAAAGGAAACAAGUGGUCAUCAACUAAAUGGAUUCGCGUCAAUGAGUACAAGAUUUAAACUAGUUGUGAAAGAGCAUGGUCCAGGAGUGAAUGACACAAGCACUGCUUUCAUUUGGUUCCAGUCCGGCAACUCUUCAGGUCGCGGUGCUGAUUUAUUUAUGAACAAAUAUAAUUACUGUCUGUGAUGAUUAUUGAGGUGAUGAUUGUGGCUCAUUGGUUUUAAUGUGCAUGCAAGUCAUGACAUCGCUCUGACAGUGCUUGAGGCCAUAAUUGCGUGGCAGGGCAGACAGUAGUUAUAUGAGGCUUUAUGGACAAACCAGAAACUGCAUUUCCAGAAAAGGAGCAAUGAAGCUUUAAGAACUGCACACAGCUAGAUCUCGUAAUGUUCCUUUAGAGCUAGGUCUAUAGUGCCUGAUGAGCAAGGCCCAUCUUCAAACAAGAAUGGUCAGAACAUAUCGUACCCCCACCCAGAGAUUUAAUACGUCAAGCAGGGAAAGGCUUAGAAGAGACAAUAGAUGAGAGGAUUGCACAACCGCCGCACAGCGUAUUGAGAGCGUGGCAAAUAACGCUUUCAGGAAAUACCAGGGGUAGACUUAUGACAUCUGAUGUGUUGAAGUUUGAACCAAUGAUUGUAUUGCAAGCUUGUUAAGCAUGUGGUUGAUUUA